This is a messenger RNA of Malurus melanocephalus (red-backed fairy wren), 378 nucleotides long. It is a transcript of the gene EIF3G, whose product is annotated as eukaryotic translation initiation factor 3 subunit G. The coding region runs from base 19 to 363 and encodes 114 amino acids. NCBI's taxonomy places the organism in Eukaryota, Metazoa, Chordata, Aves, Passeriformes, Maluridae. The transcript has 2 exons. The record is from RefSeq and is a predicted model, not a curated record.
GUGAGCGACGACGUCUUCAUGACCUUCAUCACCAGCAAAGAGGACCUGAACUGCCAGGAGGAGGAGGACCCCAUGAACAAGCUGAAGGGGCAGAAGAUCGUCAGCUGCCGCAUCUGCAAAGGGGACCACUGGACCACGCGCUGCCCCUACAAGGACACGCUGGGCCCCAUGCAGAAAGAGCUGGCUGAGCAGCUGGGGCUGUCCACGGGGGAGAAAGAGAAACUUCCCGGGGGUAAAAUCCCAAAAUUCCGCUUUUUUGGGGAAUUUUUCCCAUUUUCCCAUCCCUUUUCCCUGUGUUUUUCCUGCCUUUUUCCUGUUUUUCUAUGGGUUCAUUGUGGGCCCCAUGCAGAAAGAGCUGGCUGAGCAGCUGGGGCUGUC